Messenger RNA from Linum tenue, 833 nucleotides. The record is from the annotation of a GenBank genome assembly. Lineage: Eukaryota; Viridiplantae; Streptophyta; Magnoliopsida; Malpighiales; Linaceae.
AUUGAAGCUGAGCAAUGGCGACGAUUGCUGAAGAGGUGAUCGGCCAGCGGCCGAAAGCACGGUCUCUGAAGGGAAUGACUGCCCUUGUCACCGGCGGAACACGAGGCAUAGGGCAGGCCAUUGUAGAGGAGUUAGCCGGCGAUGGGGCCGCAGUCCACACUUGUUCUCGCACCCAAGCGGACCUGGACCGCUGCCUACAACAGUGGCACACCAAAGGCUACAGGGUCACGGGUUCGGUCUGUGACGUCCUGCAUCCAGACCAGCGGCUGAGCCUUAUGGAAUCUGUCUCCUCUCUCUUUGAUGGAAAGCUCAAUAUCCUUGUGAACAAUAGCGGAGCUCUAUUGCAUAAGAAAGCUCCGGAAGUAACUUGUGAGGAGUUUUCAACGAUAAUGGGCACCAAUUUUGAUGCAACAUAUCAUUUGUGUCAACUGUCGUAUCCUCUGUUGAAGGCAUCAACAUUGGGAAGUAUAGUCAAUAUCUCUUCCAUAUCCGGCAUCGUUUCACUGCCUUAUACUUCUGUCUACGGUGCAUCUAAAGCUGCAAUGAAUCAGCUGACAAGAAGCUUGGCUUGCGAGUGGGCGAAAGAUAAUAUCCGCGUGAAUGCUGUUGCUGCAGGCCUCAUUAUGACCAAAAUGUUGUCGUCCGCAAUGGUACGACCACAUAGCUAUUCCUUCCUUCUCAGUUGUCCUGUUCCACGUGUUUCUUUCUCUAAAAUUGGAGAGGCAAGCGAGAUAUCAUCAUGGGUCGCAUUCCUUUGCUCCCCGGCUGCUUCCUACACCACUGGUCAAGUUAUUGCUGUCGACGGUGGCCUUACUAUCAAUGGUUUCAACUAG